Messenger RNA from Vitis riparia (riverbank grape), 1227 nucleotides. RefSeq names its product 3-hydroxybutyryl-CoA dehydrogenase. Gene Ontology annotation, molecular function: NAD+ binding; oxidoreductase activity, acting on the CH-OH group of donors, NAD or NADP as acceptor. Bases 10 to 900 code for a protein of 296 amino acids. Gene Ontology annotation, biological process: fatty acid metabolic process. The transcript has 4 exons. Lineage: Eukaryota; Viridiplantae; Streptophyta; Magnoliopsida; Vitales; Vitaceae. The record is from RefSeq and is a predicted model, not a curated record.
UCGGGACUCAUGGCAGAGGUCAGGAGCAUCGGAGUGGUGGGCGGCGGUCAGAUGGGUUCGGGAAUCGCCCAACUCGCCGCCGUGCACGGCGUCGACGUUUGGCUUCACGACACCGACGCCGAGGCUCUUACCAGAGCCACCAAAUCCAUCUCCACUUCCAUCCAACGUUUCGUCUCCAAAGGACAGCUCUCUCAGGAAGUAGCUACUGGUGCUCUGCAACGUCUACGAUGUACCUCAAAUUUGGAGGAACUUUGUUCUGCAGAUGUUAUAAUUGAAGCAAUCGUUGAAUCUGAGGAUGCCAAGAAAAAAUUAUUUUCUGAAUUAGAUAAGCUUGCAAAGGGUUCUGCUAUUUUAGCAUCUAAUACAAGUUCUAUUUCCAUUACUCGUCUAGCUUUGGCAACUAGCAGACCACGCCAGGUUAUUGGUAUGCAUUUUAUGAAUCCUCCUCCUAUCAUGAAACUGGUUGAGAUUGUGAGAGGUGCAGAUACAUCAGAAGAAACUUUUAAUUUGACAAAGGCCUUGGCAGAGAGGUUUGGCAAGACUGUGAUAUGCUCUCAGGAUUAUUCUGGGUUCAUCAUAAACCGGAUUCUAAUGCCAAUGAUUAAUGAAGCAUUUUUCACACUCUAUACUGGGGUGGCAACAAAGGAGGACAUUGAUACAGGAAUGAAGCUGGGAACAAACCAUCCAAUGGGUCCUUUAGAGCUUGCAGAUUUCAUUGGUUUGGAUGUCUGUAUGUCAAUAAUGAAAGUUCUUCAUGCUGGCCUAGGGGACAGUAAAUAUGUUCCCUGUCCUCUUCUCCAGCAGUAUGUUGAUGCAGGUCGCCUUGGGAGAAAACGAGGAAUUGGGGUUUACAACUAUCGUAAAGUAACAGGAGCAACCAACCUAUCAUCUCGAAUUUGAACCUUCGGCAUUUUGAGAUUAUUGAGCUACUCAACAUAAUGCCUUUGUAAAUAAUGCUUUUGUAUAUUUGAUCUGUCUUAAGAUGAUAUGGGCAACAAAUGCCUACGAUGUCAAUUACAGAAACCAACAGAAAAAGGAAGGAGGUCCUCAAGCAAACCCAGCCUUUGGAUAAAAAGUAACACAAACUUGGUGAAGCAAACUUUUCAAGAAGAAUAUUCAAGUAAAUUUCACUUUCCUUGUGACGUUUAUCACAUUUUUGACUUUUUGGUUGUUUAAUCCCUACUUUUUCUAUGCUCCAAUUAUCAAAAAGUUUCUCCUUUAUUUUUU